Messenger RNA from Fopius arisanus, 816 nucleotides. RefSeq names its product REPTOR-binding partner (gene REPTOR-BP). The record is from RefSeq and is a predicted model, not a curated record. Gene Ontology annotation, cellular component: nucleus. Gene Ontology annotation, biological process: regulation of DNA-templated transcription. Bases 155 to 514 code for a protein of 119 amino acids. Gene Ontology annotation, molecular function: DNA-binding transcription factor activity. The transcript is spliced from 4 exons. Lineage: Eukaryota; Metazoa; Arthropoda; Insecta; Hymenoptera; Braconidae.
CAGCUGAGUGACCUUGCAGUGUUUGUAAACAGACACACGUUGUCGUACGAAUUGCCAAGUUAAUUGUACCAAGUGUUUGCACUGUGCCUGUCAAAGUGAUUAGUGUUUCCCCAGUGAUUUCCACAGUUCUCAGAACAUUGGGGUGUCAAAGCCGAUGGAAACGGAGCGAUCGUGUAUCGUCGACAACGAAAUGGAGGGUUCUCGUGGUGAUCGGAAAGAGGGGGGCAAGCGAGGACGCAAGCCCGGAAGGAAAGCGGCCGACAAGGCGGACAUGAGAGCCAAGCUUGAACGCAGUCGGCAGAGUGCGAGGGAGUGUCGGGCUCGUAAGAAACUCAGGUACCAGUACUUGGAGGAGUUGGUGGCCGACAGAGAAAAAGCUGUUCUUGCGCUGCGUAAAGAGCUCGAUAUGUAUCGAUCGUGGGGACAAGAACUCGACGCUGGACGUGUUCCCGAGGGGCUCCAAACAAUGCUCGAAGAACUUGGCGCCCUCAAGAAGGAAAGGAAUAAUAAUUAGUUCAUAACGCAACAAAGUACCUCUCUAAAAUAAGAACUUUCACUUUAAAACUCAUGACACGUUUUCUGUUCUCUCCGUUGAGUACUCAUUGAUGAAAAUGAUCCGUAUUACUAAAUUUUAUGGCGCCAUGUUCCUAAUGAAGUUUUAAUUUGAUCAAAGUUCUUUUUUUUUUCAAAUUAUUGAAAUUUCGUAUUGUUUGUUUGGUAUUCCUGUACUAUCGCCUUUCGGUGGAACUUCAUAUUGAGAUUGUAUUGGCAUUGUCCUGAAUAUAUUCUGUCAAAAUAAAAAUACAAAGAAAUAAG